Molecule: messenger RNA, 1527 nt
Organism: Lathyrus sativus (Indian pea)
Lineage: Eukaryota; Viridiplantae; Streptophyta; Magnoliopsida; Fabales; Fabaceae
Source: the annotation of a GenBank genome assembly
AUGCCGAGCCACGAAAUAAAUCAACACCGGUCCAGAGCCCGCCCGCCCACGUCAUCAACCCGUCCACAGCAACCGGUCCAACCCCGAAUCCCCUUACGGAAGCUACUCCGAGUCGCAUCAGUAGCAAGCGGAAUUCAAUUCGGUUGGGCUUUACAGCUCUCACUAUUAACCCCCUACGUUCAACAACUCGGCAUUCCUCAUAAAUGGGCGAGCAUCAUCUGGCUCUGCGGACCGGUUUCCGGUUUAUUCGUCCAGCCUUUGGUUGGACAUCUAAGCGACCGGUGUGCGAGCCGCUUCGGUCGCCGUAGACCGUUUAUUCUAGUUGGUGCGACUUCGAUCGUCGUUGCGGUUGUUAUAAUCGGUUACGCUGCGGAUAUCGGUUGGUUGAUUGGGGAUGAUGUUAGCCAGAGUUAUCGUCCUUUUGCGAUUGGAGUUUUCAUUUUCGGGUUUUGGAUUCUUGAUGUUGCUAAUAAUGUUACGCAAGGUCCUUGUAGAGCUUUGCUCGCGGAUCUUACCAGAAAUGAUGCUCGAAGGACACGUGUUGCAAAUGCUUAUUUCUCCCUGUUUAUGGCCGUUGGUAACAUUCUUGGCUAUGCAACUGGGUCAUACAGUGGCUGGUACAAGAUUUUUACUUUCACAGUUACCCCUGCUUGCUCUAUCAGUUGUGCAAAUCUCAAGUCUGCUUUCUUUCUCGACAUUGCUUUCAUUGCGGUAACGACAUAUCUCAGCAUAAUGUCAGCUAAUGAAGUGCCUCUAAGUUCAAGUGGGGAAGCACAUGCUGGAGAAGGGGCUGGAGAGUCAGGUGGUGCGGAAGAAGCUUUCAUGUGGGAAUUGUUUGGGACAUUCAAAUAUUUUUCAAUGCCUAUCUGGAUAGUUCUGUCUGUAACUGCUCUAACAUGGGUUGGGUGGUUCCCAUUUACUCUAUUUGAUACUGAUUGGAUGGGUCGGGAAAUUUACGGUGGUGAUCCAAAUGGAGGCCUUGUUUAUGAUUCUGGAGUUAGAAUGGGAGCACUUGGUUUGUUGCUUAAUUCAGUUGUUCUUGGAGUAACAUCAUUGCUCAUGGAAAGACUAUGCAGGAAGCGAGGGGCUGGUUUUGUGUGGGGACUCUCAAAUAUCUUUAUGACUAUUUGCUUUAUUUCAAUGUUAGUAUUAACCUAUGCGGCAAAAAGCAUUGGCUACGUAGAAAAAGGUCUACCACCACCAACAGGCAUUGUGAUCGCAGCGUUAGCAAUCUUUACCAUUCUUGGGUUUCCCCUGGCAAUCACUUACAGUGUUCCAUAUGCCUUAAUUUCCACACAUAUCGAACCACUGGGACUUGGCCAAGGGUUAUCAAUGGGUGUCCUGAAUCUGGCAAUAGUGGUCCCACAGAUCAUAGUGUCCUUGGGAAGUGGACCAUGGGAUCAGUUAUUCGGUGGAGGAAACUCUCCAGCCUUUGCUGUGGCAGCGGUUGCAGCCCUUUUCAGUGGACUCUUAGCUUUGUUAGCUAUUCCCCGAACUGGUACACAAAAGCCUAGAAUUCGUGUAUGA